AUAAGGAAGACUGAAGUGUUGUUGUUCUUCCUCUACACAACCUAAACCCUAAUCCUCUCUUCACUUAACGCCAAAUCUUCCAAGUGAAAAAAUUCUGCUGCACCAACAGUUUUCACAGUGGCUGAGAAAAGAGUUGAAACGAGAUCAUUUAUGAUGGUUGAGGAGGAUGAGGAGGACAGAAUUUCAAAGCUACCUGAUGCAAUCAUAGUACACAUACUCUCGUUUCUUCCUACUAAGGAUGUGGUUCGGACUUGCCUCAUUUCAAAUCGUUGGAAACUCAUCUGGUAUUUAGUCCCUAAACUCUCUUUCUCAAAUACUGAAUCUCAUUUCCGGGAAGAGUUCUUCAAUUUUGUGGAAAAAUGUUUGGAACACCGCGAGAGAGGUAAGCACAUCAUCCCUGAAUCAACGGUAACUAGUUUUGAGCUUCAAAUGGAAUUCUAUGAAACUAGUUUAGUUGGCUGCUUAGAUAAAUGGUUAACUUUUGCGGUUGAUAAUAAGGUGCAGGAAAUAAAGCUUUGUUUGGCUGUAGAGAGAUGUAAGAAUUACCUAAUUCAUGUUAAGUACUACUCUUUACCUAAAACAUUAGUACUUAAAGCAACAUAUUUGACUAUUUUGGAGUUGAAUAAGGUGGAGUUGGAUUCGCGUUAUUCGUUUAGUUUUCCAUCCUUGAAAUCGUUGUCAUUGCGCCUUGUUCAGUUUGCUGAUAAUGAUGUGUUGGAUAAGUUGUUGUUGGGUUCUCCUUCCCUUGAGAAUUUGAAGUUAUGUCAUCUUCUACCUCCUUAUCCGCAUCAGCUACACAUACACAGUUCAACCCUCAAGUUCUUGCAAAUUAAAGGUUAUAUGGAUAUACCAUUGCAAAUUGAAGUGAUAAAUCUUGAAACUUUGGAACUGCAUGGUGUUUCCUUUGAGGAAACAAAUCUCUUGGUAUGCAAGGCAAUUAGAAAUCUCUUUUUGAAUUGUGUUUGGCAUACGAAAGAGAUGGCUUUGUCAUCUUUAGAAUAUCUUAUUUCAAACCUUCAUCAACUCGAGAAUUUGACCUUGUGCAGUUCAAAGCAUGUUAAAAUCUCCAAUCCUCACUUGAAAAGUUUAAAGUUGAGGGUUAAUAGCAUUUCUAAAGAUGAAACUAGAGUGAUAAUUGAAGCUCCCAAAUUAGUAUCAUUUUGUUAUGAAGGGAAUAUCAACCAUAGUAUAUCAAUAGAGUCAUCCAAUUUGUUGAAUGGAAAAUUCAUUUUUGUUGAUUAUUAUAAGAAUUAUGACGCAAAUUGGUUUAUCGAUAUGAUGAGCUUUAUGGCGAAUCUCGAUUGCUCCUGGAAUAUAGUGAGCCUGCAUAUUGAUUCGGAAAAGGCUCUCAUAUUCCCAGAAAAAAUGAAGAAGAUAUGUCGUUCUCCUUUAGUUAAUUGGGAGCAUCUUAGAGUUUUCACUACGUGUAAACUAGAGAGGGAAUCAGACUUGAGAGAUGCUCUUCUGUGGAUUUCUCCUUCUUUAAAGAGACUAUCUAUAAUGGAAAAGGCAUAACAUUUUAAACCAUGGUUUUGUGUAGUGAUACUGUCUUUUAUUAGUUUUCUUUGCUAAUAUCUGCAUUUGUACUUUGAGAUUGUGUUUACUUCAUUUGGACUGAUAAAUUGGCAUGUCUACUUUGAGUUUAGUUUUUGAGAUGUUGUACUUACUUCUUAGCUGUAUAAUGUUAUAUUUUAACGAGUAUAUAUUAUAAAAAGCAAUGGUUACUCA
This is a messenger RNA of Cannabis sativa, 1728 nucleotides long. RefSeq names its product F-box/FBD/LRR-repeat protein At5g53840. The record is from RefSeq and is a predicted model, not a curated record. Gene Ontology annotation, molecular function: protein binding. The coding region runs from base 151 to 1515 and encodes 454 amino acids. The transcript has 3 exons. NCBI's taxonomy places the organism in Eukaryota, Viridiplantae, Streptophyta, Magnoliopsida, Rosales, Cannabaceae.